AGUCCGUGCAGUUGAGCCGCAGAGACCCCGCAGUUGAACAGCUAAUGGCGGCGGUUGUCGUGUGAGACGAUCUCCUUCGUGAGGUGAGCGGGCUUUAUCCGGACCCGGGGCUGGAAGACGGAGGAUUUUGGGACCUCCCCGGUAACUCGAUAAUCUUUUCGGGACGGCGCCCUUAUGGGAAAGUUCUGACCGGGUAUAAAGUUUUACUGUCAUGCCCGUGAGAAUGGAUCAAGGCUAAAGUCUCCUUGACGCCCAGAGUUGCAGUGUGGGAGCUAAAGCGUCACCUGCAAUGGAGGAAGUGACAAGUUCUCUACCUUCAGUGACUUUUGAAACUGAACUCAACCUUGAAAUCUUGGAGAGCAGUUCUCCUGCCUCUUUUUCGGAUGACAAGGAACAUACGAGUGAAGAUGUGCUGAGAUCUGUUAAGCCAACAAGCAAGGAGUUCAAGAAAACUUGGGGAUUUCGUAAAACGACAAUUGCCAAGCGUGAGAUAAUUAGCGACACAGAUAUGGAGAGUGCGGACUCCACUCGGCAACAGACUCCGUCUCUGAGACGCAGUGGACGCCAACCAAAGCCUACGGAGAGGGUGGAAGAGUUCCUUACAGCAGUCAGAAGAAAUAGAGUGAGGAAAAGCAACAAUGUGGAAGAUUCCAGCGAUAGGUCGUGUCCAGUAACUGAUGUGGAAAGUGCAUCAGAAGGGAGUGUAGAGGGUACUCCUGAAGUAAAGCUCGAAUCCAAGACUAUAGACGCUUCUUCUAGUGCCCAGGUUAAAAAAGAAGAGGAUGACAGUUCUGAUAGUGAUGGAAUGACUCUGAAGGAGCUUCAGAACAAGCUAAGAAGUCGGCGCAGCAGCAACUCUGCAGGUGAAACUGUGAAUGUGCACGCCAUGAGCAGUGGAAACACAAACACUUCAGAGUCCACUGUCCGCACUAGGAGUGCAAAUCGUGCAGCCCUACUACAGCAGCUAGCUCAAACCAUUGCCAUAAAGCAGGAACCCCACAGCCCAGAACACAUACAGGACCAGAAACCGGAAAAGACAGUUGUCUCACCAAGAAGAAGAACUGAAGCUGAGAUCUAUGACCCAAAUGCUUUAUACUGUAUAUGUCGUCAGCCUCACAAUAACAGGUUCAUGAUUUGCUGUGACAGAUGUGAAGAGUGGUUUCAUGGAGAUUGUGUUGGAAUAUCUGAAGGUCGUGGUCGACUUCUCGAGAAGGAUGGUGAGGAUUAUAUUUGCCCCAACUGCACCAUUUUGCUGGAGCGUGAAGAAAGUGGAACAGAUAGUGACUACAAAGAGACAGCACCAGUUGCUCGUUCUUCUGAAGUUACCAGUUUGAGUUUUAUGCAACAGUGUGCUCUCAGUCAAGGUAUCAAAGGCAGAAUUGAGAAAGCUGCACACCCGAGUGGCAAAAAGAAACUGAAGAUUUUUCAUCCUGUGGCGGUUCCAGAGUCUGUAGCACAACCUCAAGGUAUGUCUGAGGCACCUCAGGUUUUACAUGAGGUUACUAGGUCUACGGAGUUGACGGACUCUCCAGAUAUAGCCAGGUGCAUUGGACCAGGUUGUGCAAACAAUGCUCUUCCUGACUCUGUGUACUGCGGUCAUGAUUGCAUACUCAAGCACGCUGCAGCCACAAUGAAAUCGCUUAGCUCAAGCAAAGAAAGCAAGCCUAAAGAGAAGAUCAAGGUGAAGAAUGAGAAGAAGUCACCGCCCAAGGCCCUGACUUCCUCGAAUCCUCCAGCUGUACAGAAACCUACAACCCCUGAGAAGACAGAUGCUGUAAUGAAGAAAGUCCUAGUGAUGAUACCAAGAAUGGAGGCAGAAGAUGGCAGCGAGACGAAAAUGGGAAGUGGCAGCAGCACGCCUUCCUGGGAGACUGACCAUAAUUACAUUGCAGUAAAGCCAGAAAAGACUGCUGCCAUUUCAUCUACACUAUUUUACAAAUCAGCAGAGAAAGUCGAAGAACCAGAAAAGAAAGUGGAGACCCCGACACCGCCUGUUAAAAAACCACCUCCAUCCCCUACAUCUGUUGGGAUGAUGAAGCCAAUAUCUGCUCUACCAAGAAUUCCAAUGUUAAAGAAGAUCUCUCCACCAUUAGCCCCCAUCAAACAGUCAUCUACGCCAGUUACAACAAGCAGCAAGAACCUGAUGUCUAUCAAACCCAAACCCAGUGCUAGCUCCAUUUUUUCUGCUAUUAGUAAAUUGCCACCAAUUCCAAAAAAGACUCAACCAUCAUCAUCUUCAGGAGCCACUGAGAAGAUGACUACCUCCAAUUCCUUGCCUAAAAAGCCCUCUGCUUCUCCUUCCAAUGCAACCUCCAGCUCCAGUUCUACUGCAAACUCAGCACCAGCAUCAAAAGUGUCUGCCAAGCCAACAUCCAGCUCCUCACAACAGGUUCCUAAUGUACAGAUACGACAGAACAUUCGGAGGUCGUUGAAGGAAAUUCUUUUAAAAAGGAUGACUGACAGCGAUGAUUUGGUGAUGUCUCAGAACGAAGUCGCUAACAUUGCCAUAAACAUUGAAAAAGAAAUGUUCAGCCUCUUUAAGGAUACAGAUAACCGCUACAAGAGCAAGUACCGAAACCUGAUGUUCAACCUGAAAGAUCCAAAAAAUCAGGGACUGUUCCACCGAGUCCUGCGUGAGCAAAUCCCAUUGAAUAAAUUGGUGCGUCUAAAGCCUGAAGACCUCAUAUCGAAGAAGAUUUCUUCCUGGAAAGAAGCUGGAUCUAAAUCGGGUGUGGUUCUGAAGGUCAAGUCUCGUGGGGAAAAUAAAUUCUCUUCCAGGAAUACAGUUAAUAUGGAGGAAUCCCCCCCAAUGUCUGAUACUGAUACGGAACAGCAAGAAACUGCUCGAGCUCCAGAGAAGAGUAGUUUGGCACUGCCAGAUGUAUUUACCAGCAUGCUAAACGAUACAACAAGCCAGCACCGUGCCCAUCUCUUUGAUCUGAACUGUAAAAUAUGUACAGGUCAGAUGCCAGCUGAUGACGAGCCUCCAAACAAACGUAUGAAAACUAUUUCCUCAACUGUCGUAAAGAAGGUUGAAACAAAACCAAAACCAGAACCAGAGAUUGUAGAUGAGCCACCUCCUCCCCCUGAAGAACCUGAAACACCUAUGGACACUGCUGAAGACGACGAGACUGUCCCUGAAACAGCCCCAAAGAAUGUACCUGUACCCAGUGCUUCCCCCAUAUACCCUGAGCCAAUUUUACCUAUUCUGCAAUCCCCUUCCAACCCUGUUACCACAGUCACUUUAUCUGGCCGAGAUCCCCGAAAAGCAAUCAACCGUCCCCUAGUUUCUACAGUGUCUGCUGCCCCAAAUGCAAGCCCUAAACUCAUUAAGGAUGAGGAACCGCCAUCACAGCCACCACCUCCUCCCGUCUUCAUGGCCCCCAAGUCAAUUCUGAUGAAGCCAACAUCUGACAUCCGAUAUUUAUCAUCGUCUUCACCAAACGUAAAUUUACCAGAUAUCCGGUCACCUCAAGAUGGAGAUACAUCCCUUUUCCUUUCUCGCCUGAGUCCGAUAUGGAAAGGAUUCAUAAACAUGCAGUCUGUGGCCAAGUUUGUUACCAAGGCGUACCCCGUCUCUGGUUCUGUUGAGUAUCUGAAUGAGGACUUGCCAGACACCAUUCACAUUGGUGGUAGAAUCUCUCCAAAGACAGUGUGGGAUUAUGUGGGAAAACUGAAGUCCUCUUUGUCAAAAGAACUGUCCUUGAUCCGUUUUCACCCUGCCACAGAAGAGGAAGAGGUGGCGUACAUCUCCCUGUACUCAUACUUUAGCAGCCGUGGUCGCUUCGGGGUCGUCGCCAACAACAACCGACACGUCAAAGACCUUUAUCUCAUACCACUAAGUGCAAAGGACCCAAUUCCAUCAAAACUGUUGCCUUUUGAGGGACCAGGUCUUGAAUCAACACGUCCAAACUUAAUCCUUGGAUUGGUUAUUUGUCAGAGAAACAAGCGUCCCGUUCCAAGUGACCCAGAUAAAGUAGAAGAAAAGCGAAUGAAAGCUCCAAACCAGGAGGAGAUGGAUAUUGUAAAUUUUGGUAAAACUCUUAUCCCAUCUCUAGCAGAAAAGAAGUUCCAGAAAUACCAGCCACUCUCAAGUGAUGUUGUUCAAAGUAAAACACCACCAGGAUCUCCUCCUCCACUUGCAGAAUCUGUUCCAAGGGUAGCUCCUUCUGCUCCUCCAUUGUCAUCUAUUAAAGUGGACACCAUAUCUGCAGCCAGCUCUGCACGUAAUUCUCCACCACCAGCAGCUGAACAGCCUGCAUCAGUGUCAAAGACCUCCACUCCACUGGAGCACAUUUUGAAAACUCUCUUUGGAAAAUCUGAUAAGAAAGCUGAUGAAACCUCAAACUCUCCUGCUGUAUCUUCUGAUUCAACAGUCACCUCUACUGUAGACCUUGUAGUUGAGAAAGGGUUUGUGGACCCCAUUGUGCAGCAGUUUGGUCAACUGACAAAAGAAAAAGGGUUAGAAGAGGAGGAUAAUGAUAGGCCCUAUGAUCCAGAAGAAGAGUAUAAUCCGGAAAAGGCAUUUGAUACUUCAGUAGUUGAUGACAAUAAUGAAGUGCCUUACGAACCUGAACAACCUUGUGAAAAUUUAUAUGAUGAUGAGGCAUAUGAUCCAGAGGAUGAAACAAUCUUAGAAGAAGCUAAAGUUCCAGUUGAAGAUUUCCCUAAUAAGAUGACUCCUGCUGGUAAAGUCAAGCCUGGGGAAGUAGGUGCCGAGAUUUUGAGCAAUGUUCCUGAUUCUUCUACCCUUUUGGAACAACAAAAAAUGUUAGAAGAACUAAACAAGCAGAUAGAGGAACAAAAAAGACAACUGGAGGAACAGGAAGAAGCUCUGAGGCAGCAAAGAGCAGCUGUAGGUGUGUCUAUGGCUCAUUUCUCAGUAUCUGAUGCGUUAAUGUCACCUCCCCCAAAAUCUUCCUUAAUAAAGAAUGAAUUCUUCCAACAAGAGCUUAGUAUAACACAGACUAACAUGAGUGCAACUUCAGAACCACUUAUCACUACCAGCCGAGAUCCAAGACAAGCCAGGGAUCCUCGACAGGCAUCAACAAAAAUGUGUUUAGAGUUUGGAGAUAUUCCUAGCAAACAGCUAUUAAGUGAGGAAGAACCUGAACCAUUUUUAUGUGAAUCUAAUGUGUCUAUCCCUGUAGUAAACCCAUUUUCCAGUACAGAGGAAGAUGCAAAACCUCUAGUUAGUAUCGAAAUCACUAAGCAAACUGAAAUAAUCCUUGAUAAAGUUGAGAGAGACUUGAAGCGAGAGGAUGCACCUUGGAAAAGCAUACAAGAUGUAACUAUUACAUCGGAAAGUUCAAUAGGCAUACCUAAAGCCCCACGCAAAGUAUUAUUACCAACACCUGAAGGUAUUCUACCACGAAUUCAGACUGUCCCAUUUACUGGAUUUCCUUUGGCACAAGAGCCAGCAUGGGAUUUGGAAUCUAGAAAUUUUCCUCGUAGAAAUCAUCCUGAUCCUUUCGAACCUCCAAGGGAAUCCCUUUUUGCACAGAACAAGGGCCAAGUAGCCUCUUUCCGGGAGGAGGGCAAUAGUAGGCAUUUGUCGCUUCCUAAUAAUUCAUUAUUGGGGCCACCACAACAUGACAUUCUACCACUGUUCGGCGAACAGAGACCACCAUCUAUGUCUAAUGCAGGUUUGCGACCAUCCUCCAUGUUUUCUGAAGACAAUUUUUCUGUUAAUUUAGAAGUAUACAGUAGCCUUCAGUCUGAAGAAAACCUUGAGCAAAAGGGACUUGGGUCUGUUAUGCCUGAACACUUCAGUCAUCAACCUCCUCAUCUGUUUAAAGACAGAGCAUCUAUUAAUACUUUUCCGACUCAAAAAGGACAUUCACCUCCUAGAUUUGACAGAGCAAACAGUCCACAUUUAGAAUUAGAAGUUUCUCGGUUUGGUGGUACUGGGGAUGCACCUCUGUUUGAUGGACCUCCAAGAUUUGAUGGUCCUAUAGGAUCCAUGCCAGUUCCAUUUAUGGGAGGACGAGCACAACAAUUUAAUUUUGAUGGUCCAUCUAGACAGUCUAGAGCAGCACAGAUUCAGACAUCAUUUGGAGGGUCUGCACCAUCAAAUCUCCCUCCUCGUGGACAAUAUCCAAAUAAAUUUGAAGACUUGCAGGGUUCAGGUAACUAUCCUGGACCAAGAGGCCUUUCACCUCAUCUGUUGGAUGAUCCUAAUAACAAUUCACCAACUUUAUUUCCCAAUCAGUGUCUUUCUGUUCCUGUCCCGUAUAGUGGACAACGGGGUCCUGCAACUUCUAGAUUUUCAGAUCAACCUCAACAAAUGCGACCUCGUCCUUUGCUUGAGCUUCCAACCAUUUUGCCUCCACACAGAAGUGAAAACUGGGACAAAGCUGGCCCAGAUUCCCAUCAGGAUUUUACAGAACAUAGGCAAGAUCCAGAUCACUGGGGAUCUACCAGUUACAGACAGAGUAAGGACCAUCGCAGUCAAGGUUUAGAGGGAAGACCUCGAAACUUUGAGGGAUCUAAUGAAACAGAGCAAUCAGAACAUGCAUCAAAUCAAGGAUCUGAUGAAAGACGAAGGGAAAGAGAAAAUGAUGUACAGUGGGACAGAGACCGUGGUAGAAACUGGAACAGAGAGAGAAAUUUUGAAAGAAACAGAGAUUUUGAUCGACCAAGAACAAGAGAAUCAAAUCGAGAUUGGGAGAAAAAGCGAGAUGGUGAUAAAGAUUUAGAUAAGAGGGAAUGGGAUAGGAACAGAGAUCGAGAGCGAAACAGAGAUCGUGAUAGGGACAGAGGAAGAGACCGGGACAGAGAACGAGAUCGGGAUAGAGAUAGUGACAGAGAAAAAGACAGAGAGCGAGAGAAGGACAGAGAUCGUGACAGAGAUAGAGACCGGGACAGGCAUAGAGACCGUGACAGAGAUUCAUACAGACGCAGAGAUCGAUCAAGGAGUAGGGACAGGUCUCGAAGUAGAGAUCGUGAUAGAGACAGGGAGCGAGACCGUGAGCGAGAAAGAGAUCGUGACAGAACAAGAGACCGCGACAGGGAAAGAGGACGAGAGCGUACCGUCCGCAGCAAAAGCAAUGAGACCAACAAAGACUCCAAAUUAGAUAGGUCGAAAGACUCUUCCAAGAGCACAUCAACAAAUGAGCCUGCCCCUUCAAGUCGGACAUGAUGAACUUUUUAAAGGCAGAGAAACAGGACUAUACUAAUGUACAUAUAUAUGUGUGUGUGUGUGUGUGUGUGUAUAUAUAUAUAUAUAUAUAUAUAUAUAUAU
This is a messenger RNA of Bufo bufo (common toad), 7243 nucleotides long. It is a transcript of the gene DIDO1, whose product is annotated as death inducer-obliterator 1. Gene Ontology annotation, cellular component: nucleus. The coding region runs from base 290 to 7141 and encodes 2283 amino acids. The transcript has 17 exons. Gene Ontology annotation, biological process: apoptotic signaling pathway; DNA-templated transcription. The record is from RefSeq and is a predicted model, not a curated record. Lineage: Eukaryota; Metazoa; Chordata; Amphibia; Anura; Bufonidae.